This is a messenger RNA of Trypanosoma conorhini, 2622 nucleotides long. Its product is annotated as putative protein kinase. The record is from RefSeq and is a predicted model, not a curated record. The transcript has a single exon. Bases 1 to 2622 code for a protein of 873 amino acids. Gene Ontology annotation, molecular function: ATP binding; protein kinase activity. Gene Ontology annotation, biological process: regulation of mRNA processing; protein phosphorylation; spliceosomal complex assembly. NCBI's taxonomy places the organism in Eukaryota, Euglenozoa, Kinetoplastea, Trypanosomatida, Trypanosomatidae.
AUGUCGACAGGAGUUGAGGCGUAUUGCUCGCCGAUGCGGCGUCCCAUGAGUCGACGGCCCACGGACCCACUCGUGCAGACGCCGUCGGGGUCGUGGUACGCGGAUGUGUUGGACCAGUCACGGACGGUGAGGUCCCCGCUAAGCCCGGCGCAGGCCCGCAGCCUCGCCGUGUAUGCGCGACCGGAGGACUGCACGCCCCGGCGCGCCUCGCCGGUUGUGGGCGCCCGUCCCUCCCACCUCCCUGUAAGCGGGUCCAUGUCCCCCCGCUACGCCGUGGUCGCUCGUCGGCGGUACCAAGUGAUGGCCUCCGACUACGUCGCCUACCCGCAAGGAACGCCGACGCGCGUGGUGACGACGCGUGGCAGGGCGUUCUCUUCCACGUUCAUUCGCUGUGGUACGCCGGCAUCUCCGGCGCGUCGUGCGGCAACCAACGCCGCUUCACCCGCGGCGACAGCAGCGCAUGUGAUGCAUCAGUCCCUGCUUCUUGACAUUGUUGCCGCGCCGCGUCCCGUCUCGGCCCGUCAGCACUACCCACAGCAGCCACAGCCGCCCAAUCCGGCAGAGCAGCAACACCCGAUGCGGCCUGCCACCGCCGGACAAAAGUUGCGGGAGUGCCGAAGAGACGACGACUCCUUUGCGGCAAGCAGCAACGAUCUCUCCAACACUGAUGAUGGGAUUUAUGUGCCGGUCAAUGUAUUGAACCAGAAACCGCGGACGAGCAAUGGCGUAAACGGGAUGAUUGUGGACCAAAUGAGGCGGGGUACCCAAACUGAAUAUGCCCCACGGCGUACCUCGAUAACGGCGGAGCAUUUUACGCAACAAGCUCCGCAACGGGUUUCGACUCCCGCAGCCAACCGUGCACAACGAGCAGGCUUGUACGGCUCGUUGUAUGCCUCACCCACGAUGGAGAACAGUUUCCGUGGGAGUUCACCACGCCCUGACUUGAAUGCCACGCUUAACCGCGAAUUACCCAUUCACGAAAGUUUGUGUGCUACUUCGCAGCGUAACACGACGCCUGCCGUCUCCGCGGCUCGCAUGUAUCCGGCCAUGUCGUCGGUAGCUGUGCAUCGAUGCCUUAAUGGCAGCUCUGCUUCAAAGGCGCCACCUCAGCCAAUAACUGCCCAAGGAAGCACCACACCAGGCACGACGCCUGCGCAAAGUGUCGACUGCAGCCGCAGCAGCACAGACACGUUGAAUCUGCUCACUCGUCAUUUGCGGAGAACUUCGUCCAUUCGCGAUGCAUGCUUCUCUUUUGUGUCCUCUCGCCCCCUUGUUCAACAGUUUGUGCAGCGCUGGCGCAACCACUACGAGGAAAACAAGAACGCGUACUGCGAGGGCGGCUACAUGACUGUCACGCCGGGCAAAAAGUUAAACUCCCGCUACGUGGUAGUGCAAAAGUUGGGCUGGGGUGAAUUUAGUACGGUGUGGCUCACGUACGACACGAUGCACAAAACACUCGGUAAACCGCAUCAGGCCUUCCUGGCGCUAAAAAUUGCCAAGUGUGAUAAUACGGUCUCGUGGAGUACGCAGUACGAGAUCAACCUACUCCGAUACAUCGGGGAGUACGCGUCACCUGCGGCACCGCUCACCAACCUCGUAGACUACUUUGAGGUUCCUGGACAGUAUGGGUCGCAUGUAUGCAUGGUGAUGCCACUACAUGGCUCCAACCUCCUCAGCAUCAUUGAUCAGAUGAAGGCGAAAAAGCGGCAGCGAUCUUCGCAGGAGAUUCGUCUGGUCAAGGAAGUUGUCGCCUCAAUUCUGCUAGGUCUUGAGGAGCUUGACGGGAUGGAUAUCAUUCAUACGGACAUCAAACCAGAAAACGUUCUUUGCUCCUCACCAGACCCAAAGGUGAUGGACGUGAUUGAGACCUUCUGCCGGCGCAACAAGGAACGCUCCUCCAUGGUGCCGUACGAAACGGUGCGAGAAACCAUCUCGCACGGGGAUCCAAACCAUCUUGUGUGUAUUGCGGAUUUCGGUCUCUCCGUGGCCCUGAAACCCCCCACCGGGGACUCUGCCUCGCACCAAUCCAGUGCGUGUCAGUCGUUGUUAAAAAAUCUGGUUGGGAGGAAGCGCGAGUUCCCUGUGGAAAAGCCGGGCACCGUGACAAACCUCCGGGGGACAAUGAUUCAAACCCGUGAAUACCGCGCCCCGGAGAUUAUAAUUGGCCUAGACUUUAACACACGCACCGAUUUAUGGAGUGUCGGCUGCAUGGUGUUCGAACUGAUUACGGGGGAGUUCCUCAUGGAUCCCAAGCGUCGCACCAAGAACGAGCGGAUGAUGGACGUUGAGCACCUGGCAAUGAUGAUGCAGCUCCUGGGGCCUGUCCCAGAGGAGAUCAUUCGGCUGCGCACCCAGCGAGACCCUAAGCGGCCCCCGCCGCGGUAUAUCCAUCGCUACUUUAACGAGAGUGGUCGGUUUAUUUACGCCGACAAGUAUCGCCUUUACCCACGGCGACAUUUAGACAGGGAGCUAGAGGCAUUCCUGCCCACAGCUGAGGCCCAGCGCGCCGCGGACUUCAUUAUGCGCUGUUUGUCGUCGUAUGACCCGGCAUGGCGCCCCUCCGUGCAUGACAUGUUCGCCCAUGAGUGGCUGUCGGAGGUCAUGGGGCAGCGCAAGCGCUGA